ACAGAUUGACUACUGACCCACCGGCCAGAGGACCGUCCAGUCUGCCAGGCUCUCCUCGUGCCAUGUCUGGUUCUUCCAGCGUCGCCGCUAUGAAGAAGGUGGUCCAGCAGCUCCAGCUGGAGGCCAGGCUCAACCGUGUGAAGGUCUCUCAGGCUGCCGCAGACUUAAAACAGUUUUGUCUGCAGAAUGCUCAACACAACCUCCUCCUGACCGGAGUGUCUUCAAGUACAAAUCCUUUCAGACCCCAGAAAGUCUGUUCUUUUUUGUAGUAAAAUGAAUCUUUGAAAGUUUUCCCAAGCCAUUUCUCGUGAACCAGUGAAUAUUCAAGAGAGCUAAAUUGGAAGCCUAUACAAAAGCUUUUCCUAUAACACCUGUGCCAUUAUAUGUAAAACUUUUACUUUUGUCAGUCCUUAACAUCUACCUCUCCGGAUUUUCAUAAAUUUCUAUUUCACAGAAUAAUUUUAUACACACUGGCAUCAGCAUACAAUAAAAUGCUUAGUA
Molecule: messenger RNA, 501 nt
Organism: Tupaia belangeri chinensis (Chinese tree shrew)
Lineage: Eukaryota; Metazoa; Chordata; Mammalia; Scandentia; Tupaiidae
Product: guanine nucleotide-binding protein G(I)/G(S)/G(O) subunit gamma-5
Exons: 1
Coding region: 63-269 (68 amino acids)
Biological process (GO): G protein-coupled receptor signaling pathway
Cellular component (GO): heterotrimeric G-protein complex
Molecular function (GO): G-protein beta-subunit binding
Source: RefSeq, a predicted model, not a curated record